CUUGCAUUUAUCGAAGAGGUUAUCGUUCCUCGCAGUGAUAAUAUAACAGAAAAAGAUGAAAAACUACGAGAUCAAUCAACUGGGAAUCAGAAAAUUCACUCAACCUGCGCGACAUUUCCAGUUGACUGUGUCAAUAUGCCAGCUACUACCGGAGAAAGAUGGACAGACAUAGUAUCGACUAGAGUUGAAGAUCAGGUACUUCAGCUGGCAGCAGAAGUUGGUCGAACGGAUUUGGAUCGUGAGAACACAAGAGCUUCAACCAUAAAUGCACUUUACGGACGCUUUAAUAAGUCGCUGAUCCCCAAUAUUACAUCGCGUAAUUGUGGUAAUGAAGGUGACAUAUAG
Messenger RNA from Protopolystoma xenopodis, 345 nucleotides. NCBI's taxonomy places the organism in Eukaryota, Metazoa, Platyhelminthes, Monogenea, Polystomatidea, Polystomatidae. The record is from the annotation of a GenBank genome assembly.